Messenger RNA from Rattus rattus (black rat), 1821 nucleotides. RefSeq names its product peptidylprolyl isomerase like 6 (gene Ppil6). Gene Ontology annotation, molecular function: peptidyl-prolyl cis-trans isomerase activity. The record is from RefSeq and is a predicted model, not a curated record. Lineage: Eukaryota; Metazoa; Chordata; Mammalia; Rodentia; Muridae. Gene Ontology annotation, biological process: protein peptidyl-prolyl isomerization. Bases 52 to 993 code for a protein of 313 amino acids. The transcript is spliced from 8 exons.
UGCCGUGACGACUCGCAUUAUUUGUGUUCCGGGCUUUCCGCUAGCUCUGCCAUGGCCUCUCAGCAGCCGUGCCGGCCGAAGGCGAAGCCCUCGGAGUGCCAAACGGAGUUGCCUCCGGAGCCGCCGCUGAAGCUGAAGGUGGUGGGGCUCUUCAAAAGCUCCAGCUUUCAGAUGUCGAAGACCAUCGCUGAGACUUUGAAAGCCAAUUACCCGUCCAGAUUCGAAGAUCCUGUGAUAGUUCCUCUUCAGGAAUUUGCUUGGGAUCGGUAUCUGGAGGAGAAAAAGAGGGAACUGAAGGGUGAAACCUGGGUCUAUUCCUCCUAUGUGAUAUGCUUUAUCAAUGACCAGCUCCUGGGUAACGCACUUGAUCUGAAGAAGUGGGCCCAGAAGCUGUGGGAUGUGGUCGAUAUCCGGCCCAGUGCACUGUACGAGGCGCUUACUCUGGACUAUGCCACGAAGUUCUUGAAGGACACCAAGCAUGAUUUUGUGUUCUUGGACAUUAGUAUUGAUCUUGCCCCAAUUGGAAGGCUGAUUUUUGAACUAUAUUGUGAUACCUGCCCCAGAACAUGUACAAAUUUUCAGGUCUUGUGCACAGGAACAUCAGGGUUUUCUGAGAGAGGCAUAAAGCUUCACUACAAAGAUUCGAUUUUUCAUCGAGUAGUCAAGAACGGUUGGGUACAAGGAGGAGAUAUAGUAGGAGGACGAGGGGAUGACGGAGAGUCUAUUUAUGGACCAACGUUUGAAGAUGAAAACUUUUCGGUUCCUCAUAAUAAGCGGGGAGUUCUUGGAAUGGUCAACAAAGGGCAUCAUACCAAUGGGUCACAAUUCUACAUCACACUGCAAGCAACUCCCUAUCUGGAUAAAAAAUACGUGGCUUUUGGGCAACUCAUUGAAGGAACCGAAGUUCUCAGACGUCUCGAAUUAGUCCCAACAGUGAACGAAAGACCGUUGGUCCUUUGCAGCAUCACAGACAGUGGGAUUCUUUAUACAUGAUUUUCACACCAGCCACCUUCUCCGUGGUGCUUUGUCGCUGUGCAUUUGGUCAGCUGUUCCUAUCUUUAAUUAAAUGGUGCUUGAUAACAUUGGAAGGCAAUGGCAGACACAGCAGGCUGUGUCUAACACUUCAUCAUUGCCCCCUUUCCUCUCCCCUCCCCCCCCAUCACACAGGCUACAAAAACAAAAUACUCAGUUUCCCGGGCUCCUUUACAACGGAGAGCCAUUUGAGAGCACCGUGGCUAAUGGGUCAGAGGGAAGCCAGCGAACUGGCUCCCACUCCUUCUUGAAUACAGAUAGGCUGGAAGCCAGGGACACUGCUGGGCUGUCAGCCUCGGCCUCACCACCUCCUAUUUCUGGUCUUUUUCACUACACGAGGCAGAAAGACCUCUCGGUUCUAUUCCCGGUGACUCCUUUGUUACUCGUGGCUUUUAACAUUAUUAACCUAGCAAUGUACCAAGUGAUUUUUGAAUCUAAAGCCUUUGUAAAUGAAUUGUCCUGUUUGUUACUAAUUGCUGUCAUGAUAAACUUGGUAACUCACUAACACAACAGCAGAAACAACUGAGCGUGAAGUUACCUUGCUGUGCCUAGCAGGCAGGGAGGACACGUGUAUUAGAUGUUGUAAAUAGAAUCUGUGUCUGAGCCAUGCCAACCAUAUGAACAGCAAGGGCUUGGGUUGGUCCUUGUGGUAGAUCCCAAUGGACGUUGCCAGAGCUCUGUUUUAUCAGUUGCCACUCCCUCUGAAGGUCCCUGUGAUGGUUUGCAUAUGCUUGGCCCAGGGACUGGCACUAUUAGAAGGUGUGGCCUUGUUGGAGGAAGUGUGUCACU